Messenger RNA from Naegleria gruberi, 2691 nucleotides. RefSeq lists its product as uncharacterized. Lineage: Eukaryota; Heterolobosea; Eutetramitea; Acrasida; Naegleriidae. Bases 1 to 2691 code for a protein of 896 amino acids. The transcript has 2 exons. The record is from RefSeq and is a predicted model, not a curated record.
AUGUCUACAAAGGACGAAAGUGAAUCACCACAAAUUUCUGAAGAAAAUACAGCUUCACCGCAAGCAACAAACUCUACCUAUCAGAGAAGAAUAGAAUCUCUUCAUCAGGAGCACAAUAACGGCAUCAAAAACUACUUAAUUACUUUGGAUCCUGCCGAAUAUAAAUGUUGGUCAACAGAGGAAAUAUGUGCAUUGUUGGUGUCGAGCAAAUGUUUAGUGCUAGAAGAUGUGCAACCACUACUUCAAGCCAAAUUUAGAGGGGGAAGUAUUGAUAACAUUAUAAUCGAUAUAAAACAAAAAGCUGGAAACUUAGAAGCAAUAUACGAAAUAGAGCAUAGAUCCUUCCCCUCUGUUCCAAUAGACACCCUUAAAAGCGUCGUAAAUUGGAUCAACUUUAAUCUGAUUCCAAACCUGUAUCACAAAUGGAGUGUUGCCCAAGUGAAAGAACUUUUGUGUUCAAAUGGUGGAUUGAGCGAACAAGAGUACUUGCCAUUAUGUGAGAUCUCAGGUCAAGACUUGGUGAAAAUAGUUCCAUAUGUAAUUGAUUGUCAACAUGUAUAUAUUAGGGAAAAGAAAAUAGAAUUAUCCCCAAAAGCUUGCAAGAGAAUUAUUAGUACCCAAUUCCACACUUUCCCAAUAGAAAAUUUACUAUUUCAGUAUGACAUUGCUGGUCAAGAAAAUAGACUCCUAAGACUAAAGAAACUUGGAAUUGUGUGCUACGACAAGAAAAUGUUGGGUUGUGUUCAUGAUUUGCUGAUACUCUUAGAAAAAUUAGAAAUUGCAAUCCAAGAAUAUGAAAAAAGAAAAACAAGUUCAAUAUCUGUAUUUAAUGAGCAAAUGGACAAGUUGGGUUUGAGCAAGUCAGAUUCUUAUAUUUAUUUAUACCCUAAACUUGAUUUUGAAGAUGAAGAUGAAGAAACCUCUUUUUCUUGCGAACACGUUGUGUGCUCAUUUGCUCCAACAUUUCCUUACAAUAAGUAUGAGGAUAGAGAAACUUAUUUAAAGAGAAGAAAUGUAUUGACAUUUACAGAACCUCCAGGAACAGGAAAAACUCAUUCUGCUUUUCACUUAACGAGUUGUGGGAGAAUGGUAAUUCCUGUAUCACCAAAGCAUAUUUCCAGAUUAUUUCAACAAUUAUCCUUUUGUGGUGAUUCACGUUUUGAUUUGGACAGAAUCACCCAAAAAUUCACAGAGUUUUAUCACAGAUUGGGUUGUUUUUUGAUCAAGUAUGCUGAAUUAACUGUUUGGAUUUUAGAUGAGGUUCAAUGUAUUGAUUAUGAAUGUGGUUUAAAGGUACCCCGUCGUGAUGCUGAAAGUGGUGACGGUUCCUUGUUGACCUUACUAGUUUCUUGGCUGAGAUUAAAGGGUGCAGUGGUGCUUACUACAACAAAUUUCUCUGCAGUCAAAGGUAAAAUUGAAAGAUUAAUUUCAUCAGAUACUGGAAAAGAGGUUUUGGAAAAGUGUUCAUACGAAUUCAAAUUACUUCCACUGCUUAAUCCAAAGCAAGUCAUUGAGUUUUUGAGGUAUUUCAUUACGGUAGACUCAAGAAGAUUGUGGGUUUAUGUUUCCUUCUUUUUACAAGGCACAAUAAGAAAUGUUGAAUCUUUCUUGCAGAAAUUGUAUUUUAAAGCAAGUGAAGAAAAAGCUGCAGGUUUAGGUGAUGACUUUAUAUUGAGUGUUCUUCAUUCUUUUUGUAGAGACAAGGUUUCACUUAAAUUGAGUAGAAAGGAAGAAAUGGGUUCAACAUUUCCAAAUUUUGAAUACAUAUUUUACAAACUAGCAAUAGCUGGGGAAGUUAAUCUGCAAGAGUUAAAUCUCACUGAAGAACAAUGCGAACUAACCAAAUUUUUAAUUUGUAACGGAGUGAGCUUUAUCUACAUGCAAGAGUCUUAUACAUACAAGUUAUCAAGUUGCCUUGAAAAAGGAAGAAUGUUGAAUUAUGUAUUUGACAAGUUUACAAAGAAAAAUUGGGUUGCAGAAAUAUUUACAAUUUUAGUUAAUAACAAGAAUUCUACUUCCCAAGACAUCUCAUUGCUUGCAGAAGUAUUUCUUGUAGAUAUACUUAUUAAUCACUUUGGUUCAUUAAUUGCUCCACUUGUUAAAGGUUCAUAUGUCGACUCGUAUGAAUUACUGGCGAAGCACUAUUUUGAAGAUCCUCAAUCAUCUACCAUCGAUAAAGAUAAUGUUAAGAUGUCUUCAUUGAUGAUCGAAUAUCUUGCUGUCCAGACAAAGAGCAAGUAUGACACAAUCUGUCAAUUUUUGUCUCGCACAGGACAGUUUGCUGAAAUUGACAUACUGGGAAUAUUGUCAACAAAAGAUAGCAAAAAUUGUUUACCAAGCGCUAUUCCACUAACUGUAGCCAUUUCCAGAAGUAACGACAACCAGUCCAAGAAAUUGAAAAAAGACUUUGCCAGUUCAAUGUACAGAAAUAACUCGACCAAAAGGAAGAGUGUAAGAAUGUUAUUUCAUCCUAAUUGCUCAUAUUCAAAGAGUUUAAAUGACAGAAUUACUGAGGGAACGUUUAAUAAUGAAACAGAGAAGGUAACAAUCAAACAGGUCCUUACAGACUAUUCUGUAAUUACUGGAGAUGAUCAGUGUGUUAUUGAGAUUAGUUCUGGAAUUGAAAAACAAUGGCCUGAAUGGAAACCAUUUAUGGACAGUUGGAGAAAGCUUUUUGUUGAGAAUCAAUAA